GUUUCAUUGUGCAGAAUACUUUAAACCAGUUUUUCGGUCUGGGAGGUUGGGUGGUUUUGCCCUGUCAUGUUCCUCCACACUUACUAACUGAAGAUCUGAAGGUGGAGUGGAGAAGAACAACGAGAAACUCAGAGACUUUAGUUCAUCAGUAUCCAGAUGGUGAGAGUCGAGCAGAUGAAGAGCAGCAGGAUUAUCAGAAAAGAGCUCAUUUCUUUACUGAGCACAUUAAACAUGGAAACUUCUCCCUCCGUCUGGACGAUCUGAGAGCUGAAGAUGCUGGAGAAUACACAUGUACAGUUCACAGUGGCCAGAGAUGUGUGUUUUCAGCCAAGACAAAACUGGCUCUGAAGUUCCUUAUGACUGGUGAUGUUGUUCCUCUGGGAGGUUCAGUGGAUUUCUCCUGUCAGGUGGACAAAAGCUUGUUAGAGAACAGUCUGAAGGUGGAGUGGAGAAGAGCAGACUCAGAGACUCUGGUUCAUCUGUAUGAAGAUGGCAAGAGUCGAGCUGAAGAGCAGCACCAGGAUUAUCACAAAAGAGCUCAUUUCUUAAAGAAGAAGAUUAAAGAUGGAAACUUCUCCCUCCGUCUGAAAAAGCUGAGAGCUGGAGAUGAAGGGGUUUAUAGAUGUAGAGUUUUCAGGGACCAGGAUUGUGUGUUUUCAGCUGAUGCAGAGCUGAAACUGGGAUUCAUUGUGAAACCUUCUCAUCACACACCUGUUCCUCCGGGAGCUUCAGUGGUUUUGCCCUGUUAUGAAGAUAAACCCUCUAGAAUGGAGGGUCUGAGGGUGGAAUGGAGAAAAAAAGACUUAAAGGAUCUGGUUCAUCUGUAUCAGGACGGUGAGAGUCGAGCAGAAGAACAAGAUGAAGAUUAUCAGAACAGAUCUCAUUUCUUUACUGAGCACAUUAAAGAUGGAAACUUCUCCCUCCGUCUGGACAAACUGAGAGCUGAAGAUGAGGGAGAAUACACAUGUACACGCACUGUUCACUUAUUUUGGAAUCGCAGGCAAUUUUCAACCAAGAUAAAUUUGGUACUGAAGCUACUAG
Molecule: messenger RNA, 1041 nt
Organism: Sinocyclocheilus anshuiensis
Lineage: Eukaryota; Metazoa; Chordata; Actinopteri; Cypriniformes; Cyprinidae
Product: matrix-remodeling-associated protein 8-like
Exons: 3
Biological process (GO): positive regulation of T cell proliferation; T cell costimulation; negative regulation of T cell proliferation
Cellular component (GO): external side of plasma membrane
Source: RefSeq, a predicted model, not a curated record